AAUAAUCAAUCAUUCAUAUUUCAACGUCAAAAAGUGACCAAAAGAAAAAGAAAAGUCAAACUGCAAAAAUUAAAAAUGCGUCGAAGUAAAAAUACAGAAUAAAGUGUCCUAUAUUUCUUUUAACCCAUCCUGUGUGCCUUGAUUGUAUAUUUAGCGUAUUAGCAAUAGAAUAUAAUAACAAUGGUGAUAGCCGACGGAUUUCCCGAGGACAAGUUACCGCAAUGCUGGUCGGACGAUGUGCGUAUGAACGCACUGUUCGCUCCCUUCCGCUUGCGUUCCACGAAUCCAGAGUCUUGGGAGAUGAAGAUGAAAUUCUGGUCGGAUAUGGUGCGACAAUGGUGCCGGUACAAAAUGGACCCCAUAGUGUCUGCAGCGGACGUGAGAUGCGUGUUCCAGAGACGAGGGCGGACAGCUGCGUGUUUGGACAUCGUUGUGGAGGAAAUGUUUCGGAAUGGCGAACUGUCACCCAUAACAAAAUACCAACAGAUAUUACACAAUGGGCCCGAAGGUUGGGUGAGGUGGGGGGCCCGCCUCGCGUUCAAGCCUGCAGCCCUGGCGCUGACUGCUGUCACAUCUCUAUUGCCUGCCCGACAUGCCACGGAUGCUAACGGAUUGCCGAAAGCUAGCGUGGAUUCCACACAGCGUUUUGUUUUAGAAAGUGCUGUGAAGGACCAGGCCAUAGAGUUUCUAAACAACUUCCCAAGUGGAGAAGAUCGUAUCGGCACCAUCGAGGAGCUGAUGAGAGCCAGCGGCUCCAGCUUCAGCCGCGAGGUGUUCGAGGUGUACCUAGGCUACUUGGUGGCUCAGGGGAUGGCGGUCAAGCAAGGCGACGUUGUUAAACUUGCGGAACCAAACAAAAAAGUAACUCCAGUAACGGAAUUGGACGAAGCGCUCGUCAAACUGAUGUCGACCGAGACGCGACUGUCGGGCGAGGUGAAGCGACUGUCGCGAGAAGUUGCGACCGCCGACUUGGAAGCCAAGGCAGAUCUGAAGUUAGGGAACAAAUUAGCUGCAAAGAACCACCUCCGUAAGAAGCUGAAAGCUCAGCAAAGGCUCGGCAGAUGUGAAGCUGCGCUGGAGAACAUCCAGGAGCUGGUGCUGCAGGCCAAGAACACUGACUUCAACACUGCAGUCGUUGAUACUUACAGGACAAGUGCCCAAGCCAUGAAACGCACCAUGAAAGAUGGUGGCUUGGAGGAAGACUCUGUGUACGACACCAUGGAUAACCUGAAAGAAGUAAUGGACAGUUACAAUGAAGUGGAGAAAGCACUCGGUGGCACCCUGGAUGACCUGGACACGGCAGAGUUGGAGCAAGAGCUGAAUGAGUUACUCUCUGGUUCAGGCCCCACGGGAGGCACUCCGGGGAAAGAGAAGAGUAGAGUCGGCCCACUUCCAUCCCCACCGAACGAAACUCCAAGGAAGCCCCGGAGGAAGACUGAGGACUUUGUGUUUGAUGGAGAGGAACAGAUGCUGGCGGAGCUGGACAAGUUGGGAGCUGAUGAGAGCGGCUCAGCCAAGAAGGUAGCAGUGGCUGAGGAUGUUGAAGAUACAUCGCCACAAUCAAAGCCAAAGAAGAAGGAGAAGUCCCAGGAGUGGGAUCCCACCACCAACAGGAGCGUGGACACGUGGGGCAACCGGCUCGACAGCCUGACGGAGAACUAUGGAGAACUUCGCCAGGACAACAGACUGCAUCCUGGUCAACCGCUAGACGUGGACUUCUCGUCGCCGCCUCGCCACUACAGCGCCGAGUUCCAAGUGCGCGACCACAAGGCGGCCAACGGCGUCUGGCUCUUCAACAGCAAAGACGGCGACAACCUCACCCCCAGCACGGAGUACAGCAGUUCAGAGAGUCCAGGCAAAGCAUCGAGCAGUCACUUCCAAAUGGCCCCGGGGGGUGAACGGAGAAAACCUGACCCGUGGCCCAAAGACGACAACCUGGAGGACCUGGAAAGGAGGUUGAAAAACCUUAGAGGUUUCAACCUAUAAUGUUUAGUUGUCAUCAACCCAUAUUCAGCUCACUGCUGAGCUCGAGUCUCCUGUGUACGAGGGGACAGGCCAAUAGUCCACCAUGUUGGCCCAAUGCGGAUUGGCAGACUUCACAUGCAGAGAAUUAAGAAAAUUCUCAGGUAUGAGACAUGUGAUAUUUAAUUUCUUAAAAUGCACACAACUGAAAAGUUGGAGGUGCAUGCCCCGGACCGGAUUCGAACCCACACCCUCCGGAAUCGGAGGAAAAUAAUAUGUGAUAGUACCAGGCAAUCAUACAUUAAUGGAGUUUAUUAUAAAACAUCCUGGCGUCGAGUUAUGUUAUAUAUUGAUUCCAAGCCAAGCGAUUUAGCGUUCCGGUACGAUGUCGUGUAGAAACCGAAAGGGGUUUUUUCAUCCCCCACCUAACAACUGGUAAAAAAAAAUACAUAUAGAUGAAACUAAUGAAGAAUUACUUCAGUCGCUUGGUCAAUAUAUGAAGAACACUGACUGAACAUUUUUAACUGACUUCAAAAAAAGGAGGAGAUUCUCAAUUCCAGUGUAUGUUAGUUUUUGAAGCGUUUGUAGAAAGAGAAUCGAUAUGUGACAUGACUAGACCGUCAGGUCUAAAAAGGCGACAGUCUAAAGGUCAUAGCUCAUUAGAGCCACCAGGCACCUGUCGGCUAUGUAUAUUCGGAUCCAAUCUUUGUGUCAUUUCAAAACUUUGUGCGUUAAGCUGCGCACUGUAACCGGUUCAAAUCGCAAGGUAUCACCGGUUUCGAUGGGGCGCGGCUACUUUAUGUAUAAACUGCGCGUUGGGAUACCCGCAGCUCAUUUCAGAGACGUCACAACGAUUGCAUCAGUGAUUCAAAACAUGAGCCCCUUCAUUGAUUUUCAUAAUAUUUUCCUUUUUGCGAUGAUAUGAAUGGUUAUUUUAUAGAAAUGACAUUAUUUUACAUCAAGUGACAGUGAUUUUUUAUUUCUACAAUAAUCUAACGUGAUUAUUUAAAUGAAAUUUCGUAAAUUAACGAUUUUUCGAUUAAAACAAAAGUUCCUACUUACUACUGCCAUGCUACUAGUAUAUUACUACUAUACUAUAUUAUUACUACUAAAGACUAAUAUUACUUUACGUAAAAUUACCAUAAACAUUUAUCACUAUAAUACGAAUUUUCUGUAACCUUGCGUUUAGUGUGUCCACUAACACGCUUCGAAGUUAUUGAAUUGAUCUGCUGGCGCUGACUGGCUUUAAUGAGCUAUUACCUUUAUCUGUAAAAUAAAUAAAAAAGGUUUCAUCUGUAAAAUGUCUUUCUUUAUAUAAAUAAUAAUCUUAGAAAAUUUCAAAAUACAGGUUCUGUGUGUAAAAAUUAGUUUUAAUUUGUUGAAUAAGUCUUUUAAUGGCUUUUAACUAGUCCCAGAUCAUAAUUCAGGCUUCCACUCUAAAUAAAAUUUAUUAUUGUGUAAAUAAUUUAUAAUAUACUUGAAUUAACUAUUUUUUUUUUUAGCUUGAGUAUGUUUAGUGACAAUUAUAAAAAUUACACAAAAAUAAUAAAAAUGUGGUUAUGAUAUAAUAUUGUACAUAUGUAUUUGUAAACCUAUAAAUUUAGUGUUAUAAAGUGUAAAAAAUAAUAUUUUUUAACUUAGGUACUAUAUUAUAAAAUUUUAGAUUAUAAAAACGCUUGAACAGAUCUUAAAAUUUUAGCUAAGACACAGAAUACAUAAUAAUGUAAAAGUGCAGAAGAUUCACUCGACGUAACUCUGCAAAUAAAAAGCGACUCUCGCUACAACACAAUAAGGCGCAUUUCGGUUUGAACAAAAUUGAUGGCCAACCGUUUUAUUUACCUACAACUCUAUGCUGGGGAGUAUUUUCCGUAACUCUGGGGUUAUAUUCUUUAGAGAAAAUUAAUUGAAAAUGUUCAAGGAACACAUGUUCUAAAAUUAACAUUUUAAGUAAAUAAUAUUUCUUUUGUAAAUAGAUCUUAAAAUGUGUCCCUUAUACGCCUAUAACCUUAUAAUUAUGACGUAGCCAAGAUUUUCGUAUUUUAAAAUGCAAGGACAGAAAAAAGCAUGAGUUAUUUGGAUAGAUAGAUAGAUUUAUUAAAAUUACUUCGUAUGAAAAUAUAAAAGCUUUUUAUUUUUUAGUUAAAAAAAUAAUUAGUUAUGUAGUUCGGCUCCUAUAAGUUGACUUCAACUUGAAGUUAUGGGAAAUCCGAGCACCCUGUAUAGCUAAGAAUAAUCUCGAUCACGUCAACUAGCAGACUCCCGUCUUUACCCGCAUAGUUCUCGUGGAAAUACGUGAAAAUAUAGCCUAUGUUAAUCGCUGAUAAUGUAACUUUCCAUUGGGGAAAAGAAUUUUUAAAAUCGGUCCAGUAGUUUAGGAGCCUAUUUUUUAUCAAAAAAUACCUCUUAUUAGUAUUAGUUUAGGUAGUCUUCAUUUUUUUAGAAUCUACGGUGCUACAGACAGAUACCUAACACCCCUCUUUUUAUAUUGGAGGUUAAAAUUAAAAGCUGGUAAAUAUGGAUUUGGUUGAAUUUCCUAUAGUUAGUAAGAUUUUGUGUCAUGUUUGUAAUUUAUAAAAUACCAGGAUAUCAUAAUAUAUUCAGAGUUAUAACGUUUACUGGCUUCCAAUAGUUGACUGGAUUACAUGAAAAUAUUAAUUUUGAAAUAUGUUUUUGACAAUACGAGCCAAAACGCCUGUCGGCCAUGACAGUCUAUAUUUCAACUGUUUCAUGACGUCACUACAAUAAAUCCCAUUUAAACGGAGCGUUUGACAACAAUAUUAGUUGACAAUUAGUUCGACGUUUAGUACAUCAAGGGUGUUAGUGACGUCACGAAAUGGACGACAGCAUUUUUGACGUUUGGAAAAUUUGAAAAAAUACGUGAUAUUUAAAUUAAGUUUUAAAAGAAAUCCUUAACCCUUCGGAUUUGAUUGAAUUUCCUAUAGUUAUUAAGUUUUUGUGUAAUGUUUGUAACUUUUGAAAUACCAGGAUAUCAUAAUACAUUCAGAGUUGUAACGUUUACUGGCCUCCAAUUAAAUUGUUUUCAUCAUCAUAUCAGCCGAUGGACGUCCACUGCAGGACAUAGGCCUUUUGUAGGGACUUCCAAACAUCACGAUACUGAGCCGCCUGCAUCCAGCGAAUCCCUGCGACUCGCUUGAUGUCGUCAGUCCACCUGGUGGGGGGUCGACCAACACUGCGAUUUUCAGUGCGGGGUCGCCAUUCCAGCACCUUGGGACCCCAACGUCCAUCGGCUCUUGCUACUAUGUGCCCCACCCAUUCAGCUUCACAUGUCUUAUACUUGACGCCCUACGCGGAUUCGCUCGCGUAGUUCCCGUUCCCGUGGGAAUACGGGGAUAAAAUAUAGCCUAUGACACUCACAAAUAACGUCGCUUUCGAGUGGUAAAAGAAUUUUCAAAAUCGGUUCAGUAGAUCCAGAGAUAAUCCUCUACAAACACCACAAACUUUACCUCUUACUAAUAUAGAAGUACCAGGAUAUCAUAAUGUAUUCAGAGUUAUAAUGUUUUGUAAGUAUUAGUAUGUAUAAAAUUAAUAAUUUGUUUUAAUAGAUAAAUAAAUGUAGGAACUGGGAUACUAUUUGUAAAAAAAAUGCUUAGUGACAAUUAUAAAAAUUACCUAAAAAUAUCAAAAAAUGUGAUUGUGUAAUAUAUUAAUGUUUUUAAUUUUGAAUAGGGAUGAUGACAGUUUUUUAAAUUGUAUAAAAAUUAAGAGUAUGCUAAUAGUAAAGCAAUUUUGUAAAAGUAACAGGGUAUCUGCGAUCAUUACUUUCGGAGCUACAGGGAUUUAAAGGGUCAGUUUUUGUGGUACUGCCGCGGAUCCCUGAAAAACGCCCCAUACAAAAUGGUACGAUUUAAUGACGUCGUAGGUGCAUAAUGAUCGUUAGAUUUGUAUGGGCGGUCAAACAAAAUUACUAAUAUCUUUGUUAUUUGUGCGUUUAUGUUUAUAGUUUAUCUAUUAAAAAAUGUCACAUUUAAUGUAAGGAAGCUAAAACUGUAUGAAUUUUCAUCUAAUUAUGAUAAAAGAUUUUUAAUAGAUUUUCAAAUAUUAUGCAAAUAUCCAGACAAUCUUUGCUUUUUAUGUAUAAAUUAGUUAACAUUGACCUUAUUUACCCGAAUGUAUCAUAAAAAUCAAUAUAUUCAAACCUAGUCAUCAUCCCUAUUACGAUUUCCAAAAUGUGUGAUUAGCAUAAGUUAUGUGUUUUGUGUAAUCGUGACGUAGAUAGGAAUGAAAAUAUUUUGAAAAUUUAAAAAAAAAAAAUAAGCUGCUGUCUUUGUACUCAGGGUUAUAAUAUCUCACUCCAGCAAUUACUGUUAGCAGUGCUAACAUGCGACCAAGUGUAAAGAAAUAGACAAUUUUUUUUUUUAUUUUUUUUUUAAGUAUCUUGCAUCUUGUAUCAAGAUACUACAAGUAUCUAAUACAUCACUGAAUGUGAAUGUGACUCUGAGUGACAGGUGUGAAAACACCAAAAAAAAAGCUCGUUAGUUUAUAGCCCGACUCAGGAUUCGAACCUUGAACCUCGUGAACCGAAGUCACACAGACUAACGAUUGGACCAACGGCGGUUAAGUAUUUUAAUCAUAAUAAUGCUUAUAAGCAAUAUUUUUUGUAAUUAAUACGCACAAAAAUUUUUAAUGUGGUGAUAUUUUUUUAUUAAUAAUAAUUUUCGUCUUUAUUAGUUUUACAAUUUGUAAAAUAAAUUGAUUGUAUUGUAAAAAUAAUGUAAAUUAACUGUAAUAUUGUGUAAAUAUGUUGUAUUAUAAAACUGUAUACCUCACCGCCAGUAUAAAGUGUUUUUUUGAUUAUUCAUCAUCGAUCUCAUAUUGAAAAAGUGGAUGCACAAAAAAACCGUCCCCACUCAUUUAGUGCCAAACACAACUUCUUGGCACUCAAUUCAAGUAGUCGCAUUUGCAAAUUCAACCUUAAACUCAAUGCUUAAGGUUGAAUUUGCUCUGACUUAUGGAUUUUAUUGAACUGAACAUUGGACUAUAUUUAAAGGUUUUUAGGGAUAACUUUCUUUACCAAUAAUUCUAAAACUGUCAAAGCAAAAUUUGCUAGUUUUUAAGUGAAAUUUUCUAUAUGAUUGUGCGUCCUUUUAUUAUAAGAGGUCCAUGUUAUUCAUCCUUCUUGGUUGCAAAGAGUUUGUUGGUGUUGUUUAAUUUUUUUCAUAAAAAAAAAACAAUUUUAAAUUGAAAAAUUCUACUGUAUUGUCAGUAAUGUCAUGAAAAUGUUAUUCUAUUCAGUUGUCAUAAAAGGACCUACAAGAUUUUGUAUUAUUUCCUAAGUAAAUUAAUAUUUAAAAAUAUAAUUUAAAUAUUUUGUGUGCAUCCUAUAAAUAACGUGCGAUUCUUAAGUAUUUGUCAAUUCAUCCAAAUGGUCUUCCAAAUCAAGAACAUCAGAAAAAUUCCAAUGCUUGAUAAAGCUUUUUUGGAGCCUAGUGAAAAAAAGCUGCAUUUCCGACGGUGGGUUGAGGAAUAGCCCCUCGAAUGUGUUAAUACAAUAUUUGCUGUUCUCUCGGUGAUUGAAAAUUUACCAGAUUAUUGUUAAAAGUUAGAUACAUACGUGUUGCUGAAUUGUGAUUUGAUUGCAAUACAUAUGGAUCUAUAUCAAUUAUGGUUAAAAAUGGUUGGAUGGUUUCCUUUUGGUGUCCAGUACGGACCUGUACAGUGUACAAUGGUUGAGAAAUAUUUGUUUUGAAAACUAGUGGAAAAAAUUUUUGUUCCGAGGAUGGAUAAAAAAAACAGUCGUUUCGAAAAAAUUCGGUCUUCUGAUUGAAAAUGUACCAGAUUAUAGUUAAAAGUCAGAUACAUACGUGUUGUCGUAUUAUAAUUUGUCUGCAACACGAAUGGAUCUAUAGGUAUCAAUAAAAUAGUGGUUAAAAAUGUUCGAUUGGUUUGUUUCCUUUUGAUCAAUAAUAUGCCGUCCAGUACGGACCUUUACAAUGGUUGAUACAGCUUUGUUUUGAAACCUAGUGGAAAAUGUGGCUAGUGAAACGAACACGAAAAAAAGUAUUUUAAAAAAUUGUUAUUUUUGAUUGAAAAUAUACCAGAUUAUAGUUACAAGUUAGAUACAUACGUGUUGCCGAAUUGUAAUUUGGCUGCAACAUGUAUGAAUCUAUAUCAAUUGUAUUUCAAAAUGUUUGGUUGGUUGAUUCCUUUUGAUCGAUAAUAUACCGUCCAGUACGGAACUGUACAGUGGUUGAGAAAGCUUUGUUUUGAAACCUAGUGGAAAAAGUUGCUGUUUCGAGGGUGGGUUGAGGUGGAGUAGUCCCUCGUAAACGCAAAAAAAACAGUCAUUUAAAAAAAAUAAUCGGGCUUCUGAUUGAAAAUAUACCAGACUAUAGUUAAAAGUUAGAUACAUACGUGUUGUCGUGUUAUAAUUUGGCUGCAACGCGUAUGUAUCUAUAUAAAUUGUAGUUAAAAAUGCUUGAUUGGUUGUUUCCUUUUGAUCGAAAAUAUACCGUCAAAACAAAGCUUUCUCAACCAUUGUACAGGUCCGUUACGACCUCUAAAAUGGUUGAGAAAGCUCUGUUUUAAAACCUAGUGUAAAAAAGUUGCGGUUCUGAAGGUGGGUUGAGAUGGUAUGGUUUAACACGGAAAAAAAAUGGUCGUUUCCAGAUGAUAGUUACAAGUUAGAUACAUACGUGUUGCCGAAUUGUAAUUUGGCUGCAACACGUAUGGAUCUAUAUCAAUUGUGGUUAAAAAUGUUUGGUUGUUUGUGUUCUUUUGAUGUCCAGUACGGACCUGUACAGUGUACAAUGGUUGAGAAAGCUUUGUUUUGAAAACUAGUCGAAAAAGUUGUUUUUCCGAGGAUGGAUGAAAAAGUCUUAAAAAAAAAUCGGUCUUUUUAAAGACCGGUUAAAAGUUAGAGACAUAUAAUGAUAAUUAUAUCACACGAAUGUGAUAGUAAAAGGCUUGCUUGCGUUUCCAUUAAUUAAAUAUAAUUUUUAUUUACAGUAUUAAGUUUACAUUAAAUUAUUAAAUUAAACUAAAUCUUACCUAUAAAUAAAAUAUAAAAACAACAUCCAAAGCCAUUAUUUACAUUAGUUCUUAAUAUUUUAUAUUUUAAUAAAAAUUUCAAUAUUUUGUCAAAAAUAUGUCGAAUAUUAUCUUGUAGGUAUCAAUUGUGGUUAAAAAUAUUUGGUUGGUUUUUGAUCGAAAAUAUACCGUCCAGAACGGAACUGUACAAUGGUUGAGAAAGCUUUGUUUUGAAACCUUGUGCAAAAUGUUGCUAUACUAAUAGCAUUAACAACUGAGUCUUAGGGCCAUAAAUCAUUUCUCUAUAUCUAUCUCGCUUGCACUUAUGGGUCUUAUGGAGCCGUCUAGUGAAGGGUGUAACAAUGAAAGACAUAUUAUCGAUAAGUAAAGUUUAUUAUCGUAUCUUGUUCACAAAAUUAAAAAAAUUAACAAUAUUUGAUUUAAUAUAAUACAUAUUUCAUAUUAUAUAAUUAUUAACUAAAUAAAAUUAAUCUUCAUCUGAGUCUUCAUCAUCAGAAUCUUCGUCUUCUGCCAAAUUUAUUAUAUAUUAGUAUCCAUAGUGCGCAACGAGUAACACAUGAAUGUAUUUAUUUAAUUGCAGUAAACACAUUUAUAGCAAAAAAAAUACGCAAUGCAAUUACAUUAGAA
Messenger RNA from Bicyclus anynana (squinting bush brown), 9597 nucleotides. RefSeq names its product charged multivesicular body protein 7. The transcript is spliced from 11 exons. The coding region runs from base 181 to 1986 and encodes 601 amino acids. Gene Ontology annotation, cellular component: cytoplasmic side of plasma membrane; ESCRT III complex; multivesicular body. Gene Ontology annotation, biological process: vesicle budding from membrane; late endosome to vacuole transport via multivesicular body sorting pathway. The record is from RefSeq and is a predicted model, not a curated record. Lineage: Eukaryota; Metazoa; Arthropoda; Insecta; Lepidoptera; Nymphalidae.